AUGCCUAAUCUUGAAUUAUGGACCGCACUCAGCUAUUUCACAAUGGCUGAGAUUGUGGUGAGUGGACUGCUCUUGUAUUUCUUCACACUGGCAGUCUAUCGUCUGUACUUCAGUCCGCUCGCGAAGAUUCCGGGCCCGAAGCUCGCGGCCUUGACGCUGUGGUACGAGUUCUAUUACGAUGUCGUUCUGAAAGGACAGUAUACCUGGAAGAUAGGCGAGAUGCACGAGAAAUAUGGCCCGAUAGUCAGAAUCAACCCGUUCGAGAUUCACAUCAAUGAUCCAGACUACUAUAAUGAGAUCUAUGCGGGACCGACCAGAAGACGAGAGAAGUGGGCCUGGUCGGCAGCCAUGUUUGGCAACUCAUCCUCUCACUUUGGCACCAUACCACACGAGCUCCAUCGCCGACGACGUGCGCCUCUCAAUCCAUUCUUCUCAAGAGCAUCUGUGACGAGACUGGAGCCGAUGUUGAGACAGGUCGUAGAAGAUCUCAGCACCCGCCUCGAGCAGUUCCGCGAGUCCCAGAAGCCAGUCAAUCUUCGCCACGCUUUUGCUGCCGUGACCAUGGACGUUGUGACGGACUAUGCAUUUGGGACGUCGUACAAGUGCUUGGAGCAGCCAGAUUUUGCGCCUAUGUGGGCCGAGGCGAUCGAUUCAGUGUCGGAACAGAGCCACAUGAACAAGCAGUUUCCCAUCGUAUUGCAGAUGAUGAGAAUGAUGCCUCUGUGGGUUGUAGAAAGGACAGCUCCGGAUGUCAUGCGACUGAUCAAAUUUCAGAUGCUGACUCUGGCAAAGGAUAUGGCGACACAAGUCUCACUUCAAAUGAGCGGCAAAUCCGCCGACAACAAAGUCUCCGAUCACCCUACCAUCUUCCACGAGCUCCUGCAGCCCGGUGCUCUUCCUGAGAGCGAGCAAACUCUGCCACAUCUGGUCAACGAAGCGCAAUCGAUCGUGGCCGCCGGCCAGGUCACCACGACACACUACCUGAACACGACAGCCUACCACAUCCUGGCACGAGAGGACGUUCUCAAAAGACUAAAAGCGGAGUUGAAGGAGGUCAUGUCGGACGGGAGUCUACCAAGCUGGCAAGCCCUGGAACAGCUUCCCUACCUCUCUGCGGUCGUACUGGAGGGCUACAGAAUGUCCCAUGGGCCGGUCCACCGGCUUCAACGUGUAGCUCCCGACGAAGACCUGGUUUACAAAGACUACGUGCUUCCACCCGGCACGCCAGUCGGUAUGACAUCCAUCUUCAUCCACGAGAACCCUUCUCUGUUCCCAGAUCCCAGAGCUUUCAAGCCAGAAAGGUGGUUGGAGCCUGGCGCGAAGGAAAGGCUUUCGAAUUACCUGGUCAACUUCAGCAAAGGCACGCGAGGAUGUUUGGGCAUGUAUCUGGCACAGGCGGAGAUCUACCUGACGUUGGCUGCGGUAUUUGGUCGGUUCGAUAUGGAAAUCUUCGAGACGACCAGGGCAGACAUCGAUGUGGCGCAUGACUUCUUCAACCCGCAACCGCGCAAGGGCAGCGUAGGACUGAGAGUGCUUGUGAAAUGA
Messenger RNA from Zymoseptoria tritici IPO323, 1545 nucleotides. RefSeq names its product putative P450 monooxygenase (gene CYP-66). Gene Ontology annotation, molecular function: heme binding; monooxygenase activity; oxidoreductase activity, acting on paired donors, with incorporation or reduction of molecular oxygen. The record is from RefSeq and is a predicted model, not a curated record. The coding region runs from base 1 to 1545 and encodes 514 amino acids. Lineage: Eukaryota; Fungi; Ascomycota; Dothideomycetes; Mycosphaerellales; Mycosphaerellaceae. The transcript is spliced from 5 exons.